GCUUCCAGCUCCGUCCCCGGCGGCGGAGGAGGGAACCGGUGGCCGAGGCAGGAAACUCUGGCGUUGCUGAAAAUUAGGUCGGAGAUGGAUGGGGUUUUCAGAGACUCCAGUCUCAAAGGUCCAUUAUGGGAAGAAGUUUCCAGGUGAUAUAUAUAUAUAUAUACACGUAUGUAUGUAUGUAUGUAUCUCCACCGCUGUAGUCGACCGGAUUAUUCAGAUGCACUAGUCAAUAUCGUUUCUUGAAUUCGGCGGAGAUCAAUUAAGUAGUCUGUGGAUGGUGAUUUUGAAUUAUUAAUUUAAAGGGUUUUCUCUUCCACUUAGCUAGAUUCAAAAGAAUUCAUCUAUCAUCUGCUAUCUAGGACCUUCUUUCUCAGACUCUGAAAAGUUUCAUAUAUAUGUGUGGUGUGUGUAGAUAACAAAUUUUGGGGUUUGGCACUUUUGGUUUCGGCACGUUGUUGCUAAUUAUAGCAAAUAACAACCAAACUUGAAUGCUAAAAAGAAUCGCUUUUUUAAUUUAAAUCCAAAUCCAAAUCCAUCACAUAUAUAAUUCUAAUUUCAUAUUCUUCCUCAUCUUCUACAAUCAUUUGAAUGCAUAGCUGGAUUGCGUCUGCCCUGGUUCCAUCGGAAAAUGGCGGAGCUUGGAUUUCAACGAAGCGCCAAGAAAUGCAAGGAGAAAUUCGAGAAUCUGUACAAAUACCAUAAGCGAACCAAAGAUGGGAGAUCCUCAAAAUCCGAUGGCAAAACCUACCGCUUUUUCGAUCAAUUAACAGCCCUAGAAAAUGCGCCGCCGCCGCCGAGCACAGCAGCGGCGUCAGUGGCGGCACCGUCGUCAAUGGCGACAGUAGUCGUGCCGAAUUCAACUGUUUCAUCGUCGAAUAGUCCCAAUCCCGUCAGUAUGGUGCUGCCGACUCUCAAUUUUUCUAAUCCGCUGCAAAUCCAGCCUUCGCAUCCGCCGGCGCCGGCGAGCCUGUUCUCCAAUACGACGUCGUCUUCAUCGACUUCUUCAGAUGAGGAUUUGCAGCGGCGGAGGGGGAAGAAGAGGAAAUGGAAGGUGUUCUUCCAGAGAUUAAUGAAAGACGUGGUGCAAAAGCAAGAGGAGCUGCACAAGACGUUUCUAGAAUCCUUGGAGAAACGCGAACGCGAUCGGACGGCCAGAGAAGAGGCCUGGAGAUUGCAGGAACGGUCACGAUUGAACCGCGAGCACCAACUGCUCGCACAGGAGAGAUCCAUGGCCGCCGCCAAGGAUGCCGCCGUGAUCACCUUCUUACACAAGAUAUCAGAUCAGCACAACAUUCAAAUUCCAAUCAGCCUCCGCAACCCAGAUAUUCCCCGCCCUCCUCCUCCUCCUCCGCUGCCUCCCCCAUCAAACCACGCCGCUCCUCCUCCGCCGCCUGUUAAAACCUCCGGCACAGAAGUAGAGAAAAUCAGGCGCAUUAAUUCACCAGGGCCCUCCCGAUGGCCGAAAGUCGAAGUGGAAGCCCUAAUUAAUCUCCGAAAAAGUAUGGAUCUCACGUACCAAGAAACGGGUCCGAAAGGUCCGCUGUGGGAGGAGAUUUCCGGCGCCAUGGCGAAAUUAGGGUUCAACCGGAGCUCAAAGAGGUGCAAGGAGAAAUGGGAGAACAUAAACAAGUACUUCAAGAAAGUGAAGGAGAGCAGCAAGAGGAGACCCGAGGAUUCCAAAACCUGCCCAUACUUCCAUCAGCUCGACGCCCUAUACCGUGAAAGGGCCAGCUCCGAUAACUCGCCGCCGAUAAUGGCUCGCCCCGAGCAGCAAUGGCCGCAGCCGCCGCCGGAUUCUUCAAUGCCCGAUCAAGCACACAGCGAUCACGACCGCGACAACGAAGAUGAAGAAGAAGCAGGAGAAGGAGAAGCAGGAGAAGACGUCCAAGUCAGAGAUGGAUAUGAGAUGGGCGCAAUUACAAACAAGCAGCCGUCGUCGGCGGAGUGAGAAAUUAAAGGAGAGAGAGACUAAAUUAAAAAUGAUGGUGGAGUGAGGUGAAACAGACAGCGCCGGGGCCGGGGCCAGCCACCGCGCUGGCGGGCAUGGCAAUCGGACAGUGAUUAAAUCUGGAAGACAGGCAACACAUGGUGGGCGCCCCGGUCCCGGACCCGCCUCAGACGGACGGGGACGUGGUGGAUGGAUGGAUGGAUGGAGAGCAGUCAUUGUGAAUUCUGAAUUAUUUAUCAUUAUCAUUAUUAUUAUUAUUAUAUGUAUAUGUAUGUGUAUAGGUAUAUGUGAGGUUAGAUAUUUUUUAAUUUGAAUAUACUGUUAUAAUUUAUUUAUUAAUUAUUUUAGAAAGACAGAAGUAAAUAGGGUGGGUGAAUGUGUCAAAAGUGAAAAAUUGCAGAAUUGUGAGGGGUCAAUAUUAAUUUGAUUUCA
Andrographis paniculata is the source of this 2380-nucleotide messenger RNA. Its product is annotated as trihelix transcription factor DF1-like. Lineage: Eukaryota; Viridiplantae; Streptophyta; Magnoliopsida; Lamiales; Acanthaceae. The coding region runs from base 629 to 1948 and encodes 439 amino acids. The record is from RefSeq and is a predicted model, not a curated record. The transcript is spliced from 2 exons.